Molecule: messenger RNA, 6961 nt
Organism: Mugil cephalus (flathead mullet)
Lineage: Eukaryota; Metazoa; Chordata; Actinopteri; Mugiliformes; Mugilidae
Product: protocadherin-15-like
Exons: 38
Coding region: 832-6054 (1740 amino acids)
Biological process (GO): sensory perception of sound; inner ear development; homophilic cell-cell adhesion
Cellular component (GO): plasma membrane; catenin complex; stereocilium
Molecular function (GO): cadherin binding; calcium ion binding
Source: RefSeq, a predicted model, not a curated record
GUGAUAGUAGCAUGUGGGAAGGCAUAGAGAUUUGCCAGCACAAAAAAAAAUUGAUACAAACACUAUUAAGAAGUAAUUAUGGCACUCCUUUGGGGGGCGUCUUCAUAUAAAUUGACAACACCAGCUGCACCGAGGGCAUCCAGUGGAGCUGCACGAAGAACGAAAUCUAUAAGGUUUGAGGGGCUGCCUGGUGACUGAGACGUUUGGGAAUUCCUGACUGUGGAUAAAAAGCCCCAACACAACUUUGGGUGGCGCCAGAGCGCAGGAAAAGAGGAAGUGGCUGAAACGCAGCACAACGCACGGGUUAAUCUACCCGGAGAAUCGCUUUAUGGCUUCGGCCGUUUCCACACAACGCAAGAUGAUGUGUGAAUCUUUUCGGCGGGUGGUUGGACUUGCCACCUGUCAGAAAUGCUGAAGACACUACGCCGCUGACGACCGCACCGACCUCUCCUGCCACUGCAUUGGAAAACAUUAACAUUUUAUUUUAUUUAUUUAUUUAUAUUUUUUGUGCAGGGUUCCCUGCGCGAGUGAGAUAAACAGGGGCAAGUUUGUCUGACAUCGGCGCGGGAGAAAGUGAGCCACACGGAUAAGUGGUGAGAUUAUAAACGGAGUCUCUAUGCGCCCGGAAGGCUCCGACCCCUCUCGCUUUGAAGAUUAGGGGGUUGACGACGUCUGAAGGACACUAAGAACGGGAUUAGGUAUUGUGCAGUCUAACCUACUUCUCAUCACUCCUACAUCUUGUCCUCUGAAAAUUUGCGCAAUGACCUUUGGUGCACUUGGAAUACAGCGGGUGCGCCCGUGAGGUGGGCAGGCAAUAAGGCUUGACAGAAGAUGCAACGGGGGUGGUGGCUCGUCAGAUGGCUGGGGACAGGAAUGGCAAUCCUCUGUUUGCUAACCCACAGCUGGGGCCAGGACACAGAAGACUGGCAGUAUGAGGAAUGCAAGCUGUCUCGGCCAGGCCCCCCUGCAACCAUAGUGACCAUUGACGAGGAGAGCCCCAACGGUACAGUUUUGGUGGAAAACAUGCAGAUAAAUGGCCGUGCCCAAGACCCAGGCAGAACCAUCUCGCUGACACUGCUGGACAACCACGACUACUGGGUAAUACUGGAACCAACGCGGCAGAGACUCUACCUCAACAGCACCGGACGCGUUCUGGACAGAGAUCCCCCCAACUACAUCACCACCAUAGUGGUUCAGGUCCAGUGCACCAACGAGCUGGUCGGUACUGUCAUUUUUCACGAGGUACGGAUUGUUGUGAGGGACAGGAACGACAACGCCCCUCGCUUUCAGCAGCCACGCUACUACGUUUCAGUGAAUGAGCUCACCCCGGUCGGAACAACCAUUUUCACCGGGUUCUCAGGAUAUAACGGCGCCACAGACAUUGACGACGGCCCCAAUGGACACAUAGAAUACAGCAUCCUUUACAACCCCAGUGACCCGGAAUCUAACAGAACAGUAAGCGUUGCAAACACCCUUUCAGGAAACAUUAUCCUGGCAGAGAGGCUUAACUAUGAGGAGAGGACACGCUAUCUGGUUUUGGUCCAAGCCAAUGACCGUGCUCCAUACCCCCCCAACCGACUAACGGCCACCGCCACUCUCACUGUGGACGUUCUGGACGGAGACGAUCUCGGUCCCAUGUUCCUGCCUUGUGUUUUGGUGAACAACACUCGCGACUGCAACCCCCUCACCUACCGUGUUGCUAUCCCUGAAUUCACUGAACCGAGCAAACUGAACCCACUGAAUGUGACCCCUCCGAUACGGGCCGUGGACAUGGACAGAAACAUACAGCCCCCAUCAAACAGACCUGGCAUUCUCUACUACAUCCUGGUUGGUCAACCCGCCACAUAUCGAGAAUAUUUCUCCCUCAACAGAACCACUGCAGAGCUGCGUGUUCUUCAGCCAAUUAGCAGGGACUUGUAUCAAAAAUUCACACUCAUCAUCAAGGCAGAGCAGGAUAAUGGUCAUCCCCUCCCAGCCUUUGCGGAUCUCAUUAUAGAGAUCCUGGAUGAGAAUAACCAGGCGCCGUAUUUCCAGUUUGCCACCUAUCAGGGCUACGUGAGCGAGUCUUCUCCAGUGGGCACGACCAUCUCGGCAAGCGCCAACCUCAGCUCGCCCCUGGGAAUCAUCGCUUUGGAUAAUGACAUUGAGGAGACGAAAGACCCCAUGGUGAAGAUUACCCUGGAUGGCUACACGGCGAUCUUCAGCCUGACUCCAACAGGGAUAAUCCGCUACCUGAAGCUCCUCAAACCUGUGGACCGGGAGACGCAGAUGGCCUAUACUUUCACGAUGGUGGCAUCAGAUGGCGUCCAGCAGAGCAGCCCAGUAACUGUCAACGUCCUGGUCAUCGAUGCCAAUGACAACACGCCGACGUUUGCCGAGGUCUCUUACAGUGUUGAGGUCUUCACAGACAUGCAGCCGGGAGAGACAGUGCUGCAGUUAACAGCAGUGGAUGCCGAUGAGGGACUGAACGGUCUGCUGACCUAUGAGAUACUGGCUGGCGCCCAGGGAGAUUUCAUCAUAAGUAAUCGCACCGGACGCAUCGCCGUGGCCCCUGGUGUCACUUUAGUUGUGGGACGGUCCUACGCGCUGACUGUCAAGGCCUCUGACAAUGCGCCUGAGACACAGAGAAGGAGCUCUAUCACUACAGUCUACAUUGAGGUUUUGCCGCCCAACAACCAGAGCCCCCCGCGCUUCCCUCUCCUCACCUACAGCCUAGAAGUCAGCGAAGCAAUGAGGAUCGGAGCUAUUCUCCUCAACCUACAGGCAACUGACAGAGAAAACGAUCCCAUCACAUAUCGCAUUGUGAGUGGGGAUUCUCAGGGUAUCUUCAACCUCACUGAAACGAUUGGCCUCCUGCUUCUGGGUAAGCCUCUGGACAGAGAGACCACUGAUCAGUACCGUCUGAUCGUAACGGCGUCCGACGGCAACCCCGGAGGGACAUCUACUACUACAGUGAACAUAGUCGUCACCGACGUCAACGAUAACGAUCCUAAGUUUGACCUCACUAUAACCACUAAUUUUACCGUGCAAGAAGAACAGGCCAAUUUGUUCGUAGGACAAGUCAUGGCCACAGAUCCAGAUGCAGGAGCCAAUGGCCAGGUGCGCUACCGGAUUGUCAACCAUCCCAACCUGUUUAUAAUCGGCGCUAAUGGAAGCAUCUACACAAAAGUCCCACUAGACCGGGAGUUAAGGAGCCGGUACGACUUGGUGGUAGAGGCUUCCGAUGGGGCAGUUGACCCUCGACGGACCACUUUGACCCUCGCAAUCCAGGUCACGGAUAUCGAUGACAACAGCCCCGUUUUCUCAGAGCAAACCUAUACGGUGAACGUACCUGAGAACAGCCCCGUGGGAACUGUGAUCCUGCAGCUCCGUGCGGUGGACGCAGACCUGUUCUCCAAUGUCACAUAUCAGAUCAAGACUGAAUCGGCCAGGCAGCUGUUUUCUCUGAACCCUGUCACCGGGGAGUUAGCAGUGCUGCAAGCGCUGGACUUCGAGAACCUGGCAGCUAUGGGCAUGGGGGCCUCUUACACUUUCCAGGUGGAGGCUGUCGACCAAGGAGGGGUCACGCCGCCGGGACAAGCUACCGUCACGGUCCGCAUCACGGACAUGAAUGACUUCUCCCCCAUCUUCAGCCAAGACCUGUAUAGGGGCAUGGUGGCACCCAAUGCAGAGAAAGGAACGGUCAUCACCACCGUUUUUGCUUCGGACCAAGACCCACCGGGCACUCCCGCCAGCUUCGUCCGCUAUAGAGUGGACCAUGACAGGUCACCGUACAGCGGGAGCAUCUUUGAUGUGGUCGAGCUAACUGGGAGAGUUAUCACUAAGGUCAACCUCAAUGAAGAGCCCAGUGUCACAUUCAAGUUGUUCGUGAUAGCUUUUGAUGAUGGGGAGCCAGUGAAGACUAACGGUACUUUGGUGGAGAUCACAGUCCUCCAGCCUUCCCGCAUCCCUAUCUUCACCCAGGAAGAAUACAGGUUUGCUCAAGUCAGUGAGUCGGCUCCAGUUGGCACUCCAGUGGGGACUAUUCUUGCUGCUGCCAUCAAUGAAACCAUCUUCUACUCCAUUGUUUCAGGAAAUGAACUGGGUCAUUUUCAGGUGAACAACAGGACGGGUGUCAUCUCCACGGCUGCAGCUCUGGAUUAUGAAAAUGUGACCAGCUACGUCCUCAGAGUCCAGGCCGACUCUCUGACUGUUGUGUUGUCCAACAUGCGUGUGCCUUCCAAAAGCAACACAGCCAAGGUGUACAUUGAGGUGCAGGAUGAGAAUGACCACCCUCCCGUCUUCUCCAGGCAGCUCUACAUAGGCGGCGUGACGGAAGACACCAAGAUCUUCAGCUCUGUGCUCAAGAUAGUGGCCACUGAUAAGGACACUGGAAAUUACAGCGCCAUGGCUUACCGCCUGAUUAUUCCACCCACACCAGAGGGACAGGACAGCUUCGUUAUCGAGACCUACACUGGUAUCCUCAAGUCGGCCAUGAAGUUUCGAAAUAUGCGAAGAUCCUACUUCAAGUUUCAAGUUAUUGCCACAGACGAUUACGGAAAAGGUCUCAGCAACAGUGCAGACGUUGUUGUUUCUGUGGUCAACGCAUUGGACAUGCAGGUAGUUGUGUCCACUGUCCCACCCACCCUGGUGGAAGAGAACAGGGAGGAGCUCAUUAGUAUUCUGGAGCGCCACGUCCAAGACCAGAUUCCAGGUGCCAAGCUGAUUGUGGAGUCCAUCGGGCCGCGUCGUCAUGGUGAUGGCUUUGAGCUAGAGGACUACUCUAAGUCUGACCUGAUGGUAUACGCCAUCGACCCUCUCACGAACAGGGCCAUUUCCCCCAAGGAGCUCUUCAAAUUUCUUGAUGGGAACGUGCUUGAAAUCAAUAAGGAGUUCCAGCCGUACCUCGGCGAGGGCGGCCGCAUCCUAGAGAUCCGCUCGCCAGACAUUGUGGCCAGUGUGAAGAAGGCUGCCCAGGCUGUGGGCUACACAGAGGGAGCUCUCCUGGCGUUGGCCAUCAUCAUCAUCCUCUGCUGCAUCCCUGCCAUCCUCAUCGUCAUGGUCACCUACAAACAGUUCAAAGAACGACAGGCAGAGUGUGCCAAAACUGCCAGGAUUCAGAUGGCUCUACCGCCGGGAGGAAAAGCAGCUCCAACGGCCGCACCUACUGCUAACCUGUACGAGGAGCUGGGCGACAGCAGCAUCAGGCGAGGCCAGGGCCAGGGCAGACAGCAACAGCAACUGCUGAGGCCAUCCCUUCUGAGACCUGAGGAACUCUCCAUGGAGUCAGGUAUCGACCCAGGCCAGGACUACUACUCACAGGACUACUAUAAUUAUGACCAAGGAUACGACUUUCCUCAAUAUGGCAGUAGACGGAGGCUGAUACCUCCGAUGUAUGAUGAAUACGGGGAAGUGAUCAUGGAGGAUGAUGGGUAUUACUACAGUCCACAUGGCCCUGAGCCUGGGAGAAAGAAGCGGAUUAAACUUGCGGUAGAUCGAGAGAAUGAGACCAGCUCCACGGGAGAGGAGAGCACAACGGAGAACCAACGGAACAGACUCCCAAACAGCCACAGCAACAUCAACGGGAACGUCUACCUAUCGCAGAACGGCACUAUCGUCCGAACGAGGCGACCACCUCAUCUAAACAACCUGAAGCUGGGCUCCCCAUGCCGGCUGGGUAAGCAUUUUAAAAAAUUAGACAAAUUGGGUGUGACUCACGAAGAACCCCCUCCCGCUAUUAGCACGGAGGGUUCGGGAAACGAAACCGAAAACGGAAUAGCCACAUGUGUUCCCUCCAGCAAGGACGUCAACCUCAACACUCUGUCAUCUUUUGGCUCCCUGGGGUCCACCAUUACAGAGCUUAAAAGUUUCGGGUCCAAAACCAGCAUCGCCAAGGCCAUAAUUGACAGAAACAGUAGUGGCCCUUGUGUCAAUGAGGAGCAAGAGACUUCUGUUGACAACCACAAGAGCAGUAGGGAGACACUAGAGUCUCACAGUGACCACACAUUAUCAGAUGAGGAGGAAUUAUGGAUGGGACCUUGGAACAGCCUGCACAUACCAAUGACAAAACUCUGACUGGCCAUGCAGAAAAUUAAUUUCCUUUUUUUAUUAUUAUUGUUUUCCUAUCUUUAUCAUGUUGUUUUUGUUUAGAAAAUAAUCAUAAAAUUGUGUGCCUCAGCUGGAUGAGCUCCAACCACUGACAGGUGAUUGCAGCUCUGUCCAAAUUUAAUUUAAUCAUGACGUGUUGAAGCUUCCUUGUACCAAGUGUUUAUCACCGGCAGGGCUAUUACAGAAGGGGACAUAGAGCUGAAAGGCAACGAGUGCCUCAAAGAAAUAUAACACCUUAUGUGAACUGUGCUUGACUGUAUUUUUCACUCUUUAUUCUACAGAGAAGACGGGCCUUUUUCUUGAGUGAUUCCUUGUUUUGCUUUCUUUCUUUUUUCUUUUUUUUCUGUUUAUGUGUUAAUCCUGAAACGGAUCACAGAGAUUGUAGUUCAAUUCAUUAUGUUGUUGAAGGUAUUCACAGAGAAAUCAUGGCAAAGAAAUUGUGGUUAUAUAGUCUAUGAUACAGUAAAAAAGAAACUUAUUUUGCUAAUAGCGUUCUACUUGCAAAUAAUCCAGAUUGUCAAUGAUUAUUUUAUGUUGUGAUCACUUGGCAAUGUCUUUUUUUUUUUUCGAAGAAAAGUAUAUGAGAUUAUUUUUGUCUAUUUUGUAUCUAACAGAGACUAAGAAUCUAACAUAUGACAUUAGAGACAUAAUAUCCACAUGGCUGUCAUCGUUGCUGUUACAUUUCACUGUGUUUUUUUCCUGCGGUGAAAUAUGACAGCAUGAUCAGAGCGUUUUUAUAUAGACAUUUGUACCUACAGAAUGUGGUAUUUUCAACCCCUUUACAUGAUUCAGAUUCACUCUGUUCAUGUCAUAAUAAUGGAAGGAAGACCAAAAAAAUGUAUCACAAUCAACAAUAAAGCUCUAACCUAUUUUA